UCCGGCUCGUGCGUCCACUCCGCACGUCCAAUUUUCAACUUAACACACGUGUUACACAUCCAGUAUUUUAUGUUGCAAGUGCGUGGAAAGUGGUCCAUCACGCACGCGUCGCGUGCGUAUAAUGGGCCAUUUUCUAUGCACGUGUGACAUAAACAUAUUUUUUUUAAACUAUCAUUUUUUUGGCUUCUUAUAAGAAUACAAUGUACCGUUCGCAAUUAAAAUAUUCAUUUCUGUGCAUUUACUCAUUGACAUUUAUAUCGAUACAUUAUUUAUAUACAAAUAAAUGCUACAGAAAGUAGAAGAGUAAUGAGAAGUAAUUUUGCGAAACUUCGUUGAAACAUUUACAGAAUAUAAUUAUACCGCGGUAUCUAGGAUAAGUCUGGUGUGUGGGAUCUGGGCUCACUGUAGGGGCCCAAAAUGUAUAUAUAUUUUUUCUGUUAAAACAAUAAACCGCGCUGUAUGUGCAGCCCCUAGCGUACUUAUUCAUCUAACAGAGACCGCACUUUUUUUUCCGCGCACUUUCUUCUUCAUUUUCACAUAUGUCGUGGUCUCGGUUUUCAUAUUAAUUUAUUCUACCGCGUACUUUAUAGUAUCUCAUUUAUGUUCUUCGAGAAACGUAUGUAUUUCUCCAAAACUUGCUAUUCAGUCAUCAGUGCCGCUUCGUUUUUACGCGGAUCCCACCGCGCGCAUGGAAGUCUUCCGUUUCAUCCCCUCGUAUCCCUCCCACCUACUACCUGACCUAUCUAUUUUCUCGGCGCCGUCCUCCUCAUCUCCGUGGGUGGAGACAAAGUGAUAGCCGGGGACCAGUCAUGCUCGCCGCCGAAGGCGGAGUUCCUCCGGCGUGACACGAUGAGCGAUCGCGCCGGAGGCCUUCUUCUUCAGACGGGUAGUAACAUUCGGAGAGGAUGGGCGAGUGAAGGAGAGGGAAAAACAGUGAGAAACAGAGAGAGGGAGAGAGAGAGGGAGAGAUAAAGCCAGAGAGGAAGGGAUGGGACUGAUGGGAGAGAGACGCCGCGACAUCGUGCCGACGGCCGACGUCCGCGACAUACUAGAGUAACUAGAGACGCUCAUACGGCUCAUUCGGGGAUUCUCUUCUUCGCCGACGUUCGCCGGUUUUCACGCGGCCGGAUUUUGUUCGUCGUGAUUUCGAUAUUCACGCGGCCCCGCGCGCGCGGCCGUCUAAUAUGGCCUAAUCGUAUCGAGACGAUCGCGCAUCGUUCUCCAUCGUAACACGUGACACCCGCGUAUCGGUGAUCAAACGGAUAAGUGGAUGGGUGCGAACAGUCGCGGUGGUUCCGUGCUCCGUACCUGGCAGCACCAGCACCAGCACCAGCAACAGCAGGCUGGGCAGCAGUACAAACACCUGUCUUCAGUGUCUUCGGCACGCGCGCGGGACCUCGAGGACGCCCGAUGCGCUGAGAGGACGAACGGAGCGGGCGGAGGUAUGCGCGGCGCGGCGACGGUGCCGCAACCGCCGACGCCGGCGUCCCAGUGCGUGACGGCGCACACGGGCGCUUACUUUAUCCUGCACAACAAUGGGAUCCAGGGUGUCAACGACGGCGCCGGUGCCGUCGUCGGCGCGGUGGCGCACAACGGCGAGGGCAACCCGGACGGCAGGUCCUCGAUGGGGCAUCAUUACGCGGGUCGCUACACGCCGCCCGCGUCACACCUGAUGGACCUGAGCGGUCCCCCGGAUCACCAGCAGCAUCAUCAGCACGCGCACCAUCACAACCUAUCGUCGUCCGCCUAUCAUCAUCCGCACAGUCAGGUCGCGGUCGAGUACAACGAGCUGAAUCAUAUGAUGUUCAAGAAUCCGGAGGAGACGCGAUACCACCCUCAUCAUCCCCAUCACCAGCCCCGGGACCAGCUGGAGUACGACCAGCGGCUCCACUCGACCGACAAUUCGCCCGAGUUUCUCUCGGAUUACAGCAGGGACCACGAACAGCAGAGCCUGUGCCUGACGCCGUCCUCGCAGAGCGUGUACUCCCCAAGCGGCUGCGGCGGCGGCGCCGACGAGAUGGUCGCCCCUAACUCCGUUCAAUCGGUCCACGGCCAGACCGGGUCCUACGUGGACAUGGCGGAGUACAAGCCGAACGUGAUGGAGGAGAGAAUGGUCGCGCGAUACGGUUGUGAACAACAGGCCGCGGAGCUCGGCCACGCGACCGAGCCGUCGUCGUCGUCGACGACGACGACGACCAAGGGUUACGGCGACAGGGAGGGCUGCGUCAGGACGACCGUCAGGAGGAAGAGGCGGCACAGCGGCAACAACAACAGCAACAGCAGCGGCAACGGUUGCUGCAGCAACAGCAACGAGUCCGACGGCGAGAGCUCGACGGCGGCCUCGACGACGAGGACGAAGGUGCGACGCAAGAACGAUCAGGAGCUCCAGAAUCAAAGGGCGAUGGCGAACGUUCGGGAACGGCAGCGGACGCAGAGCCUGAACGACGCGUUCGCCGCGCUCAGGAAGAUCAUACCGACCAUGCCGAGCGACAAGCUCAGCAAGAUCCAGACGCUCAAGCUCGCCACCAGGUACAUCGACUUCCUGUUCCACGUGCUCAAGAGCAACACCGAGAACCUCGAGUACAUCGAGAACGCAGAGAUGAACGCCCAGAACGCAAUUUUGUCUGCGAAGGAGGUCGUGUCGUCGUCGUCGUCGAGUAAUUACAUAGCGCACGAGAGACUGUCGUACGCAUUUAAUGCCUGGAGAAUAGAACGUGAUUGGAACUCCUCUACGUAGGACAUAGGAUAUAGUGCUAGGAUAAAAUUACGUUAAAAUUUAAUGAGGUAAGAUGGCGAGAGACCAGGAACAUCCUCGAAUCCAAUUCGAGAAUAUUUUGCUCAUCUCGAGAAAAAGGAUGUACACAUAUGCAUAUAUGCUCCCUACACGCACGCACACAUACAUACAUACACGCAAUAUGCAUAUAUAUAUAGAUAUAAAUAAUUUAAAAAUGGUUUGAGAUAGAAAUUGUGUGCGGCGCGUGUAUUAUAAUUAUAAAUUAUAUUUUUUUAUACCAAAGAAAGUUACAAAUAAAUUAUUUUUUACUAAGAAAAAAUAAUGUGCAGAGUGAGGCAUUUAACUAAUAAUAAUUCAAGAUAUUCUUGUUAUGCGUGAAAUUACUGAAAAAUAUUUUGAAUGUGAAAAAUUUUACAGUGUCGGGAGAAAAUAUGACGGGUGAAGUGAAUUUUUUAUAGAAGGCAUUUUUAUUGUAAAAUAUUUGCGUCACUGAUAUUCUUUUAGAUAUCCUCCAGUCAUUCUUACAUAUGAAAGUAUUAUCAAUGAUAACAUGUAUUACAAUAUACAAAGUAUUACAUGAAAGUAUAAUCAAUCAAUAGUCAAUAUAAAAUAAGAAACAAUUUUUUGAAAAGUAAAUAGUUUAUGAGACAUUUUAUACUUUUGUCGUAUUUUGAUAUAAGGUAUGAAAUAUCUCGUAAAAUAUUUAUUUUUUACGAUCUGACUUAAUUUUAACGCACAGAAUAAUGAAAUAAAUUAGUUGGCGUAAACACAAUACUUUUCAAGAAAUAUAUAUAAUUGUAAAUUAAUCAGCAUAAAGAUAUUGAAAUCAGGUCUUCGAGAAAAAUGGAUACUUUACCGAGACAUUUCCCUUCCCGUGAAACUUUCAUUCAAAAUAUUUUCCAGUUAUUUCACACAUAGCGAUAACUAUUUUAAAUCCAAGUCGAAUGCUCCACUCGGUAUCGAAUAGCGCGUAGGAUUAAAAUGUCGCUGCGGCAUUUGCGCUUCGAGAUUCUCGCUUAGUUUCUCUUUACGGGUUCCAUUAUUUUCAGAAUGAAGCUUCACGAUUUACAAAGUAAAAUCCAAGACACUCUGCGUGAUUCCUGCGAAUUGAAAGCGAGUCGAAAAAAACAGACAAUGUUCGUGCGGCUCGCAUCAUCAUCCUGGUCCGGUGAGACUCGCGGAUCGGAGGGGGCCAGUUCGCGCGCCUCGAUGGGACAAUCCCGCGUGCGGCGGGACCGUUGUCCCGCGGAUUGAUCCUACCGGGGAUAAUAACACGCGUGGCGCGCGUCUCUUUCCGCCGCGGCCUUUGAAACCCAAUUCACGACAGUUAAUUCUGUCCCGGCUGAUUCCCGGCGACGACGCGGCAUCGCUCGCUCGCUCGCUCGCUUGCCCGCUCGCGGUAACGCAGGCUAAUAAUUCACGUCUUCUCGUCGGACUAUUAACGGCGCGACAGCUCGAACUCGGCCGCGCCGAUACCGUCGCAAAGCGCGCGCUUAUUAGCCCGCGCCGCGCGUUACGCACCUGCAUCAAUCAGCGAAAUUACAUCUUGUGUGUGAUCCUCCUUUCCAUACUAUUUCUUCUCGUUGGAUACCGAACGACGUUACGUAAACUCGGACCGAACUUCUUUUCCCGAAUUCCCGGAGUAAAGCGCGCCGAUUUUAGCGGUCGGAGCGGUUUCGUUCGCGGACGAGCGACGACGGACCGGUCGAUCAUCGUCGGGGAUUCCCCCGCGUCCAUUUUCCGUUUUGACUACCUCUCGAGUGCGCGUUGCAGCCCGUUAACGGCGGAUUUACGAGCGUUUACCCGGUCUGUCCAAACAAUCUCCGCGCGGCGAUUUAUCGAGUCUCAUAAGCCUCGGCCUCGCGCGGCGUUUCGCCGCGAAUUCUCGCCGAUAAAACGCCUCGGCGUAAACUCGCGCAACUGAACGCGGCGAGUAUCUCUCGUUUUAUUCGGGCGUAAAACAUUUGUGUAACAUUUCGAAUGAUGUUCUGAUAUAUCGAGGUAAUCCCGGAUAAAAUGCAAAUACUUGCAAUGCUGAUUUCAUCCAAGAAACGGGAUACGAGCGCGUCAUUCGUGCUCAAUUGCUCAUCUACGAAGAGGAGAGAUAGAGAGAGAGAAGUCGGUCGCGCAUCCACUAAAUAUUAAUCGCCGGAUCGUUCCUUAAGGAAAUGAGAAAGAGUUAACGAGCAUUUCGGCGCCCAUCGGUCGGGCACAAUAUUAUUUUUUUCUCCCGAGAUGACAGUCGCGGGGGCUCCCUCGUCGCGUAACGCGCAUAAAAUAACCGCCGCGCCGCGCCGUGAAUAUUCCGAAUGGCGUUAGUUAUUUUAAACCGGUCAAAGCAAACUUUCGGCCGCGUUUUAAACCGCUUAACGAAGACGCGCCGCGUUGAAGAGCCGUCCUUUUCCACAUUCCCUUCUCCCCUGCGCUUUAUCGCGGCAGCGAAUCUUCGCGGAAAAAAAAAAUCUCGCGAUCAAGACGGAGAGAGAAAGAGAUUCGGUCGAGCGGAUCUCAUAUAUGAACUUGCGUCGCGUUAAGAAAUGUAUUCUUAUAAUUUUCGGAAUGAUCGUGUAAGGUUUCCGAAAACGUAUUUUUAGAAUCGCGAGCGGAUCUAACAUAGCUAAUCUAAUCACGCUUGACGCUACGGAUUAUGACGGACGAGGUAAUCGCGAAAUAUAUUACGGGCGAAUAAAUAUCACAAGUUCGCCAAGUUCUGUCAUUAACAUCAUUAUCUCAUUCGCGCACCUUCUGCGUCGCUCAUCCCCUUUCCUUCCCCGCGUUCCGCGAUUAACCGAGACCUAGCGGACGCUGAAUCCGGGGCUCCCUCGCUAUUCCGCUAACGUUAAUUGGGCCGGUAAAAACAUUUAUCUACGUUUCGGCCGGGGCGACAGUCCUGGAGAGAAUCUCGGCAGCGGGUCUCGAAAGCGGCGGCCGCGUGCGCUCUCCCGUGCCUCUGUGCUUUUUAUUCGUCGCGCAACGCGCCGGUGCCGCGACCAUAAAUCUCUUUGAAUUCAAUUAGCCAAGACACAUCCGAGACGUUCGGCGUCCCUUCGUCUUCCUCCCGCCUCUCCGGCGGGGCCUUUUCGGGCAUCUCCCCCCCCCCGUUCGAUGACGCUUCUCGACCGUGCUGCAAAAACAAACCCGAUGCGUCCGUUCCCGUCGACGGGACGGACGUCACCCGAUCUAAGGCCGGAAUUGACCAUUGAAAAUCCGUCUCGAUAAUCCGGGUCCUGUCAUCAAUUUAUCAAUAAUCCACCGUUGAUUUUUUCAGCGGAUUUGCCCAUUCGAGAGCGGCCGGAACUUCGCGGCCUUAACAAACAAAUGUCGAGAGACUGAGAUUCUCUAAUUUUACUUUCUCGAGAGAGUGCCCGCUGGAUUCUGCGAAAUCAAUCAGGCCCGAUAAUUUUUCGAACGUUUCCCCGAUGGUUCCCUCGGGAGAGCCCGGAGCUAGGAGAGUGCCGGACUCCUCCUAUAUGCCUCCGUAACGUGAUGGCAGAAAAGAAAGACGUCGAGAAUGACCGUGACAGCUGCUUUACAUCGCGGGAACCCUAGACAACGAGCUGUGCAGCGAAUCCAAGGACGAUCCGAAAGAGCUUCCCUCCUCCUCCUCUUUCUCCUACGGUCUCUCCUUCCUUUCCGACCUCCUCGUUUCUUUCUCGCGUUAGUAAUUGCCGGUAUCCCCAAAAAUAAUUUUCACAUGCGAGCGAGCGAGCGAGCGAACGAAGGCUCAUCUGUCACGACGUUGACAAAACGCGUUCACUGUGUAUCUAUGAAACGUUUUUUUUUUUUUUUUGAGGAUCCUAUCGUCGUAAUCGACGUCGUCGCGCCGGCGAUUGCGAGAAGAUUUUGGACUUUUCGCAGGAAAAACUCCAAAUGUGUCUUGUACAUUUAUUAUAUAUGAAUCGUUAUUUAAAAGGAAGAAAAAAAGGAUAGUUUAGAAAAACUUGUCGUUAUAGUAUCUUACAUUAUAGUAUUAACUGCUUCGAGGAAAGAAAGGAAAUCGUUUCGCGUAACUUCCAAAUAAUAGUUUCGUAUACUGUUAGUAUGAGAGCUAUUAUUUAACCGGAAAAAAGGAAAUAUAAGAGAAUUGCUUAUACAGAUUUAAUUGUCUCGAGGAAAGGUCCCGCGCGUUACUUCCAGACAAUGCCGUAUACUUGUAUUAGUACGGACUACUAUUCAAAAGGAAAAAUUUAGUUUAAAGACACUGCUUGUGUAUCAGUUUAAUCGUUUUUCCCUUGAGGAAAGGCUAUUAUUCGGAUAACGGUGCCGUGUACUUUUGCUAGACGAUAAAGCAGCUGUUUUGUUAUUUUUCGAGAUUUUCUUUGCCGAAUUACCAAUUUUAUAUAGAUUUAAUUGUCUCGAGAAAAGGCCCUGUGUGCGUAACUUCCAGACAAUAAUUCCGUGUAUUUGUAUUAGUAUGGACUACUAUUCAAAAGAGAAAAGAUAGUUUAGUUAAACAAACUGCUUGUAUCAGUUUGAUUGUUUUUCCCUUGAGGAAAGGCUAUUAUUCGGAUAACGGUCCCGUGUACUUUUGCCAAACGAAUGCAACUAGAGAUUUAUAUAAAGCAGCCGUUAUUUUUCGAGACUUUCUUUGACGCUGCCGCGGUUUUAUUUACCAAAUUUCUGAUCUUUGAUAUGAAACAGAAUCCAUGUUAAAAUACAACGGGCACGAUAAAGCGACGAAAAAUAUGACGUACGGACUGCGUUCCUUGAUAUAGACAUAUAUAUAAGCUUCGGCGACAGCGCGACUUCCGAAGGUCUCGCAAAAUCAUCGCUGUGGCUGCUUUGUGCAAAACCGUCGUAUCUUUUCGUUCGGCCAAGGCGCACGGAAUUGUUAUCGCGCGUAUAUUUUAUAUAUGCACGUAACACAGAGCUAUAUAAUUUACGACUUCACACGAGACAGGCAGGAAGGAAGCGAUCCCAAAUGCGCGGCGAUCUCGCCUUGCCUUGGCUCGUCCGUAUCACGCAGCUCUCUGCUAUGAUAUAGAAGAGAUAUACAUUUAUUUUCGUUGCGACGUUACGCAAGCUGUAACAUUUAUUUUCGUUGCGAAAUAAGAAUGCUGUGAAUUCACGUAGGCUCUCUUGUACGGUUCGGUCCGAACGUACGUUUUUUUUUUUCGUAAUGUGAAGGCGCGACAAAACGAAUCUUACGAUUCGAUGUGGAACUCACAACCACGUGGCCGGAUAAAUGCAAUAAUUUAUUCAUCCUGUGGUAUAUCGACAUCGACGCGAACCUGCGAGUGCUGUGUGUGUCACGCAUUGUCAUGUUAAAUCGGUGCGAAAGGUUCGUCGUUUCUCUAUAUCGAAAGCUUUGCAUCAGGUGAAGACCGGAAACACUUUCUGAAAAGGAGAUUGAAAAGAUUCUAGAAGAAAAAGAAAAAGAAGCCUACAAUCUCUUGCUUCGAUUUUGCUGAAAAAUCGCGUUUUCGACUUUAUUUGACAAACACGACGAACCUGCCGCGCCAAAUUUGACACGUAUCUUUCCUUGCUUAUGUAUAUACGCGUUACAACGUAACACGAUCGAUAGAUAAGUGCUCUGUAAAUAAUCGUGUGAUAGAUUUUUAACGGCGACUUUAAGCGAGACGACAUCUCGGUAUCCAUUCCCUCGACUCGAUGCUACCUUGCAUUUUGCUUAUUUAUCCGAGCGAUCUCUCCCUUCGCUCGCGCAUUUUUUAUGUACAGUAUUUUUAUACUGUCGCGAUCACUGCGAUAAAUGCAAAAAUAUAGAAAGGAAUUCUAAGCAAUUGAGCGACAACAAUGAAUAAUAAAGGAACUGUGAACACAGAUAUA
This is a messenger RNA of Temnothorax curvispinosus, 8521 nucleotides long. RefSeq names its product protein twist-like (gene Twi). Gene Ontology annotation, biological process: regulation of transcription by RNA polymerase II; developmental process. The record is from RefSeq and is a predicted model, not a curated record. Bases 1271 to 2737 code for a protein of 488 amino acids. NCBI's taxonomy places the organism in Eukaryota, Metazoa, Arthropoda, Insecta, Hymenoptera, Formicidae. The transcript has 2 exons. Gene Ontology annotation, molecular function: protein dimerization activity; RNA polymerase II transcription regulatory region sequence-specific DNA binding; DNA-binding transcription factor activity, RNA polymerase II-specific.